This is a messenger RNA of Laccaria bicolor S238N-H82, 345 nucleotides long. RefSeq lists its product as uncharacterized. Bases 1 to 345 code for a protein of 114 amino acids. The transcript is spliced from 2 exons. The record is from RefSeq and is a predicted model, not a curated record. Lineage: Eukaryota; Fungi; Basidiomycota; Agaricomycetes; Agaricales; Hydnangiaceae.
AUGAUUAUUAGUAGCAGGACGGACAUCGUAUUGGACAUGUUCGUGUUCCGGUACGAAGCCUUUGCGGUUUUCGCCGUCAUCAUCAGUGGAAUACGAUUUGGUCUGGAGGCUCUUCACGUCCCUCCAUGCAGCUGUCGUUGCGCUCUCCCAUCCUUCUGUGUCAGGAAAGAUCACGAGCCGAGUCCGGGAUUGGUGUUGCUCACGCUGUUGCUAACCACGCUACCUGUGGAGAUCGUACAAUCUUGGUAUCAUGUGGUAAUUCCCAAUAAACCGCGACCGAACAGAAGACUUACAAUGGCCCUCCUUAGGAGUCUAUCGCAUCAAUUCAGUCUCGACAGAAAUUGA